Molecule: messenger RNA, 1345 nt
Organism: Venturia canescens
Lineage: Eukaryota; Metazoa; Arthropoda; Insecta; Hymenoptera; Ichneumonidae
Product: serine/arginine-rich splicing factor 4-like
Exons: 3
Coding region: 236-1090 (284 amino acids)
Source: RefSeq, a predicted model, not a curated record
GCGUUCGAUGGUCGACGACCUUCACCAAUCAAAGAGGAAUCGAACCAAUCGAGAGAGGGAAAUAUCCCAAAUGUUUAUAUCGCUAUCUUUUAUGACCUCGACCAAACACACAACGUUUUCGAUUCGCUGUCAGUUGAGUUAUUUGGUCUUCGUUCAUCUUUCAAUCUAGUAAUCGUUUAACGUGAUUUCUCUAACAAAGACCUUCGGUAAUAAGAAAAAAACCACAUUAAGUAUUAUGUUCGAAAAUAGAAAAUGCAUCGGUCACGCGGUUGGGGGUGCUGUUGUUGGAGUUGCCGUGUUUUAUACUUUUGGGCUUUUCGUAGUGGGAAUGGCGAUACAAAAGUUUUUGUCUCCGAAUUCUUCGCAGCGGGUGACACCGACCGCAGAAAAAUCGAGAUCGAGAGGUUGUGGUUGUGGAAAAAAACGUUCGAAGAGCGAACAUUUGGAAAUUCCGAAGAAUCAGGAGAAGCAUAAAAAUCGUCGUUCCUGUUCAAAAAGUCCAUGCGAAAAACCAAAAUCCCUGCAGCCAAUGACCUGCCAUUCGAGGGCAUCGUUAAAUUCUUCGGACCAAUCGAGCUCUAAAUCAGAAUCAAAAUAUUCUUCGACUUGCUCGCAAAAAAUGUCACAUUGUUCAAAAUAUGGCGAAAAAGUUAAAACGGAAAAAUCGCCCAAAGUGUUGAUCGACCGGUGUUCAAACAGUGAAGAGAGUUCGAAAUUUUCGUCAAACAUCUCAACCGACUAUUUGCCAUUGAAAUGGGAAAAGCAUCAAGAUUCAUCUCCAACUUGUUCAGUUUCGCGUAACAAAAGUGAAAAAUCGUCGCACACAAAAUCGUUAGAAAGUAAACAUUUUUCCAAAAUUAUAACACCCGUGAAAGUUUCGGAAAACAGUGAUUCAGAAUCGAGAAAAAUCUCGACGUUGAAUGUCGAAAAAUCGGAGAGCGCGAUUGCAACGCGUGGCAGUUUUGACCACGAACAGAGUUCCGAUUUCACUCGCACGAUGGCAACUGUGGAUGGCCCGGAAUUUCUAACUCUCCCGAAUUUCGACGAACCUGAAGUCGCGACUUCUACAAAAUAUGUCAAAACACUGUGAAAAUAAUUUUGUUGUAACUUUCAUUGUUGAAUUUUCGACAUUCUUAUUCCUCAUGCAACUUGAUUUUGGGUUUUGUAUUAAUAAAUUGAUGAUUGAAUAUUUUUUUGAAAGACCUUGAAAAAUCAUUCGAAAUUGGCUCUUCUCCUCGCUUGUGUCCGUUGUAUUGGACCCGAGUAGUCCAGCCAUUUUUUCGAUAGAUUGUUUCGUAAUAAUCCGAGUUGUAUUUUAGCAAUAAAAAAUUAUUAUAAAUUCAAA